GACAUAAAGCGGCGGCGGCGCGGAGUGGAGUGUCUGUCGCCCGAGGCACCGGCCGGCCGCAGCCAUGGCUCUGGGUCCCACUCCCGCCGGCGCCGCCGCCGUCCUGGCGCUGCUGCAGCUGCUGAGCACCGCGGGCAGCGCUCAGCCCCGGGGCCGGAUCCUGGGGGGCCGCGAGGCCGAGCCCCACCUGCAGCCGCACAUGGCCUCGCUGCAGCUGGACGGGGAGCACGUCUGCGGCGGCUUCCUCAUCGCCGAGCAGUGGGUGCUGAGCGCCGCGCACUGCGCCGAGGAGACGGACGGCAAAGUCUUCCAGGUGCUGCUGGGAGCCCACUCGCUCACGGCGCCGGAGCCCCACAAGCGGCUGUACCGCGUGCGCGCCCAGAUCCCCCACCCCGGCAGCAACACCCACAACAACAGGGACGACCUCCUCCUGCUCCAGCUGGAGGAGAAAGCGGAGCUGAACGCGCACGUGCAGGUGCUGCGGUUCCAGCGGGAGGACCGGGACGUGCCGGCCGAGACGGUGUGCGAGGCGGCCGGCUGGGGCACCGUGAGCCACAGCGGGCGCCGGCCGGACAAGCUGCACCAGGUGGAGCGGCCGGUGAUCAGCCGCGACGCCUGCAACCACCGCACCCGCCACGACCACACCAUCACCGAGAACAUGAUGUGCACCGACUCCCGCAAGAAGGACACCUGCAAGGGAGACUCCGGCGGCCCCCUGGUCUGCAACGGGGUGGCCGAGGCGGUGGUCACGGCCGGCUCCCGCGUCUGCGGCAACUACAAGAAGCCCGGCAUCUACACCCGCAUCGCCCCGUACACCGCCUGGAUCGACGGCGUCAUGGCCUCGGUGUCCGGGGAGGGAGCGGCGCGCUGAGCCCCGGCCCCGGCCCCGCAGCGCCGCGCGCCCGCCGCCGCCGGG
Messenger RNA from Rhea pennata, 916 nucleotides. RefSeq names its product complement factor D (gene CFD). Gene Ontology annotation, molecular function: serine-type endopeptidase activity. NCBI's taxonomy places the organism in Eukaryota, Metazoa, Chordata, Aves, Rheiformes, Rheidae. The coding region runs from base 65 to 871 and encodes 268 amino acids. Gene Ontology annotation, biological process: proteolysis. The transcript has 5 exons. The record is from RefSeq and is a predicted model, not a curated record.